Messenger RNA from Penicillium paradoxum, 498 nucleotides. RefSeq names its product 60S ribosomal protein uL11. Lineage: Eukaryota; Fungi; Ascomycota; Eurotiomycetes; Eurotiales; Aspergillaceae. Gene Ontology annotation, cellular component: ribosome; cytosolic large ribosomal subunit. The record is from RefSeq and is a predicted model, not a curated record. The transcript is spliced from 4 exons. Gene Ontology annotation, molecular function: structural constituent of ribosome; large ribosomal subunit rRNA binding. Gene Ontology annotation, biological process: translation. The coding region runs from base 1 to 498 and encodes 165 amino acids.
AUGCCUCCCAAGUUCGAUCCCAAUGAGGUGAAGAUCAUCCACCUGCGUGUGACUGGUGGUGAGGUCGGCGCUCAGUCCGCUCUGGCCCCCAAGAUCGGUCCCCUCGGUCUGUCUCCCAAGAAGAUUGGUGAAGAUAUCGCCAAGAACACUGGCGACUGGAAGGGUCUCCGUGUCACCGUCCGCCUGACCAUCCAGAACCGUCAGGCCGCCGUCUCCGUUGUGCCCUCCGCUUCCUCCCUUGUCAUCAAGGCCCUCAAGGAGCCUCCCCGUGACCGCAAGAAGGAGAAGAACAUCAAGCACUCCAAGUCCAUUCCUUUCGAUGACAUCAUCGAGAUUGCCCGCACCAUGCGUGCCCGCUCUAUGGCCAAGGAGCUCCGCGGUGUCGUCCUCGAGAUCCUCGGUACUGCUUUCUCCGUCGGCUGCCAGGUCGAUGGCCGCAGCCCCAAGGAUGUCUCCGAUGAUGUCAAGGCUGGCGAGAUUGACGUUCCCGAGGAAUAA